Messenger RNA from Salvelinus fontinalis (brook trout), 6110 nucleotides. Its product is annotated as glutamate receptor ionotropic, NMDA 3A-like. Gene Ontology annotation, biological process: monoatomic ion transport; ionotropic glutamate receptor signaling pathway; modulation of chemical synaptic transmission. Gene Ontology annotation, cellular component: plasma membrane; postsynaptic membrane. The record is from RefSeq and is a predicted model, not a curated record. The transcript is spliced from 11 exons. Gene Ontology annotation, molecular function: NMDA glutamate receptor activity; transmitter-gated monoatomic ion channel activity involved in regulation of postsynaptic membrane potential. The coding region runs from base 531 to 4112 and encodes 1193 amino acids. Lineage: Eukaryota; Metazoa; Chordata; Actinopteri; Salmoniformes; Salmonidae.
GUAAACCCGCGGGCGCCUUCAUUAGUGUAUUUUUUAGGCAGACGUUUGGAGAGUGUCUAGUGGAUGAAAGGAGAAAGAGAAUACCGGAUGGUUUUUUUUCCAGAUCAAAUGGAUGAUAAUGGAAUUUAUUUUUGAAAGUCAACGUAUUUUACUAACAGAAAAUGAGAGGGAACCUAACAAUAAGUUAUGAAUAAUAUCCAAACUGUAACGAUGUGUUGAUCAUUCCCAAAUCUGCAUUGUUUUUCUUAAUAUGGUAUUUUCCAUUGACCUGCAAACCAAACGGAAACUCGAUCAUAUUUCUUAUAUAAAUGCAUUUAUUUUUAAUAUUUUUAGAUGAAAAGCUGCAAGUUUGGCCAAUAUUUUUGUGUCUGUGCGUGAGUUAUGGCCGUGCUCGCUCCUGUUGGUGUCUGACCGAGAUCAUUUACAUGGGAGACGGAGAGAUCUAGCCGGUGCUGCGCUGGGACAUCAAGAGGGGCAGGGGAACGAGUGGAGAUCCGUUUUUCGGUGUGGUCAGAGGUCCCUGUUGCGUGAUGACGGGGCUCAGGAUUUGGGUUGCGUUCGUCCGGUUUGUGCUGCUCCCUUUGCUCGCACCAUGCACCUUGCUGAUGUGCGUUCUGAUGCCAGUGUGUCUCUCCCACCCGCAGCCUUGUCAAAUCCUCAAGCGGAUUGGGCACACGGUGCGCGUGGGGGCCCUGCAACUGCAGCCGCGGCUCUUCAGUCACGUUUCCACCUUCAGAGGCGGUAAAGAAGCCCCUGUCCCCGUGGAUGAAUGGGAUAUACACGGCGGCACGAGGGAAGCAGUGGAGAGACAGUUGGAAAAUGUUACCAAAAGUGUCAACGAACACGAUUUACGCCUAGCGAAUAGGGCGUCGGAAAACAGUCAACACAAGGACGGGGAGAGGGACACGGGGGGUAAAAGUAGAAACAUGUACAAUAGGAAUGAGAGAAGUGUGUUUAUGCCGAGGGACUCUAUCCUAUUAGCCACGGAGACGUUGAAUCGCAUGGUCGGUUUGUUACCAUAUAACCUCUCACUGGAGGUAGUGAUGGCUGUGGACGCGGGGCUCGGGGAAUUACCCACGUUCUCCUCCUCUACCCCGGUCUGUGAAGACCCUAUGUCUUUUCUGGAGUGUGUUUGUCAUACUGUUAUAGUCCAAGGAGUUUCUGCUAUGAUGGCUUUCCCUCAGACCAGGGACGACCUGGUGAAGAUUGAAUUCAUCGCGUCAACGCUUCAGAUUCCUGUCAUCAGUGUUGUCCAGAACGUAUUCAAACGGCAGAGUAAGAACCCUCUCCAUUUCCAGAUGCCAAUGCAGAACCCGGCCCUGCCCCAGGUGGAGCUGCUCUACUCCCUGCUGGUGAUCAACAGCUGGUAUGACGUCAGCCUCCUGCUCUGUCAGGAAUGGAACGUCUCCAGCUUCCUGGUUCGUCUCCGUAACAACACUAAGUUCCAUCUGGGCUCUGUGGUCAACAUCACCACCUCCUCUGGAUCUCACCCCAACAGCUCUGUCGCCAAGGCUGACUUAUACACCUCUCUGCAGGGAUACCUGGAGUCCAUCAAGGAGUCCACGUCCACGGUGGUCACAUUCGGCUGCGACAUCCGGGACAUCAAGAGGAUCUUUAAUGUGGUGACCAAGCUGGGCCUGAUGCUGCCAAAGUACCACUGGGUGUUGGGGGACACACAGGACGUGGAGGAGCUGAGGACCGAGGGGCUGCCAGCGGGACUGCUGACCCAUGGCAGGAUGGGGACUCCCUCCCUGGAUCAUUAUGUCCAGGAUGGGCUGGAGCUGGUGGCCCGGGUGGUGGGGUCAGCUGCAUACCGCUCCCCUGAGCUAGCCCUCAUCCCCUCCGUCACCAACUGCAUGGAUACACAGAGCAGCCAGAGCAGAAACAUGACCUCAGGGAAAUAUCUGUCCAGGUUUCUGUCCAACACGUCAUUUGACGGUCUGAGUGGUUUCAUCUCGUCCCAGGAGGAGACCGUGAUCUCCUCAGAGAGCCACCACUUCAUCUGGUCCCUGCAACAUGACCCCAUAGGGAACCCCAUGUGGACCAGGCUGGGCCGAUGGAAGCAUGACAGGGUGCUCAUGGACUACACUGCCUGGACCAACAAACAGGCAUCCUAUCAGGGCGGGGACUGGAGGUACAAGUCGCGGCUCCAUCUGCGGGUGGUCACCCUGGUGGAGCACCCCUUCGUCUUCACCCGGGAGGUGGAUGAGGACGGUCUCUGUCCCGCUGGUCAGCUCUGCCUGGACCCCCUCACCAACAACACAGCCCUGCUCCAGUCUCUCUUCCUCCAGAUGCGGGGGCCAAACGACAGCAUUCCCACGGAGUAUAAGAAGUGUUGCUACGGCUACUGCGUCGAUCUACUGGAGAAACUAGCGGAGGACAUGGGGUUCGACUUCGACCUGUAUAUUGUAGGCGACGGCAAGUACGGUGGGUUUAAGAACAGGCGCUGGACAGGGCUGGUGGGAGAUCUUCUCAGCGGAGCGGCCCACUUGGCGGUCACAUCCUUCAGUAUAAACUCGGCCCGGAGCAGGGUUAUAGACUUCACCUCCCCGUUCUUCUCCACCUCUCUGGGCAUCUUGGUACGGACCCGGGACACAGCCGCGCCCAUCGGAGCCUUCAUGUGGCCCUUGCACUGGUCCAUGUGGCUGGGGAUAUUCGUCUCGCUACAUGUCACUGCCGUAUUCCUGACCAUCUACGAGUGGAACAGUCCGUUUGGGAUGACGCCGCGAGGCAGGAACAGAGAUAAGGUGUUCUCCUUCUCCUCGGCUCUGAACGUCUGCUAUGCCAUCCUGUUUGGCCGUACAGCUGCCAUUAAACCUCCCAAGUGCUGGACGGGGCGGUUCCUCAUGAAUCUCUGGGCUAUCUUCUGCCUGUUCUGUCUGUCCACCUACACAGCCAAUCUGGCCGCCGUUAUGGUGGGGGAGAAGACCUUCCAGCAACUCUCAGGAAUACACGAUCCAAAGCUUCAUCACCCGUCACAGGGGUUCCGCUUCGCCACGGUCCGGGAGAGCAGUGCCGAGGAUUACCUGAAGAAAAGCUUUCCGGAGAUGCAUGAAUACAUGAGACGGUACAACGUACCAGCAACCCCAGGUGGAAUAGAACAUCUGAAGCACGAUCCUCAGCAACUGGAUGCUUUCAUCAUGGACAAGGCCUUACUCGACCACGAGGUGUCUAUCGAUGCAGAAUGCAAGACACUCACCGUGGGGAAACCAUUUGCAAUUGAAGGUUAUGGCAUCGGCCUGCGUCAGAACUCUCCCCUGACCUCUAACAUCUCAGAGCUGGUGAGCCAGUACAAGUCAGACGGCUUCAUAGACAUGCUGCAUGAUAAGUGGUACAAGGUGGUGCCCUGUGGGAAACGGAGCUUCGCAGUCACAGAGACCCUACAGAUGGGCAUUAAGCAUUUCUCAGGCCUGUUCUUGAUGCUGUGUGUCGGGUUGGUUCUGUCUCUCCUCACCACCCUGGCUGAACACAUCAUCUACCGCUUUGUCAUACCCAGAGUCAAGGACCCCAAGUUCAAGUACUGGCUGCAUACUAGUCAGAGGUUACAUCGAGCAAUGAACUCAUCUUUCAAUGACGAUAAACUGCAGACCGUAGCCAAGCCAGAAGAAAGGUGCAUCAUGGGUAACAACCAACAACAACUGCAGCCAUGUGUACCAUGGAACAGCUCCAACUGCAACAGGAGGAGGAUCCCACCUCAGGAGUCCCUGCUUAACGUUCUGGAGUCUCCCCCCUGUGAUUGCUCUCCUCCACCUCAGGAGUCCCAUCUAAACGUUCUGGAGUCUCCCCCCUGUGAUUGCUCUCCUCCACCUCAGGAGUCCCAUCUAAACAUUCUGGAGUCUCCCCCCUGCGAUUGCUCUCCUACUCCUCACUCAGCCCUUUCACCUCCUUCAUCUCCUCCUUCUCAGGUGAAGAGCCUGGUCCCCCAGCAGGCAACCUCUAACGGGAGGACAGACCUGGUCCAGGUGGGUCUGCAGACCAGGACCAACCCCAUGCUGCAGGAGCUGUCAGAGCUGGAGACACACAUCACCAUCAUCAAACAGCAACUGCACAUCGCCAUGACGAAGAAGAGGGAGCUGGAGCAGUAUCAGCAGACACACAACAUGACAGAGUAGAGGACUGGUACCAGCAGACACACAACAUGACAGAGUAGAGGACUGGUACCAGCAGAAACACACCAUGACAGAGUAGAGGACUGGUACCAGCAGAAACACACCAUGACAGAGUAGAGGACUGGUACCAGCAGAAACACAACAUGACAGAGUAGAGGACUGGUACCAGCAGAAACACAACAUGACAGAAGAGCUGGUACCAGCAGACACAGCAUGACAGAGAAGAGGACUGGUACCAGCAGAAACACACCAUGACAGAGAAGAGGACUGGUACCAGCAGACACACACCAUGACAGAGUAGAGGACUGGUACCAGCAGAAACACACCAUGACAGAGUAGAGGACUGGUACCAGCAGAAACACACCAUGACAGAGAAGAGGACUGGUACCAGCAGACACAGCAUGACAGAGUAGAGGACUGGUACCAGCAGAAACACAACAUGACAGAGUAGAGGACUGGUACCAGCAGACACAGCAUGACAGAGUAGAGGACUGGUACCAGCAGACACACAACAUGACAGAGUAGAGGACUGGUACCAGCAGAAACACACCAUGACAGAGUAGAGGACUGGUACCAGCAGAAACACACCAUGACAGAGUAGAGGACUGGUACCAGCAGAAACACAACAUGACAGAGAAGAGGACUGGUACCAGCAGAAACACAACAUGACAGAGUAGAGGACUGGUACCAGCAGAAACACACCAUGACAGAGUAGAGGACUGGUACCAGCAGAAACACAACAUGACAGAGUAGAGGACUGGUACCAGCAGAAACACAACAUGACAGAAGAGCUGGUACCAGCAGACACAGCAUGACAGAGAAGAGGACUGGUACCAGCAGAAACACACCAUGACAGAGAAGAGGACUGGUACCAGCAGACACACACCAUGACAGAGUAGAGGACUGGUACCAGCAGAAACAAACCAUGACAGAGUAGAGGACUGGUACCAGCAGAAACACACCAUGACAGAGAAGAGGACUGGUACCAGCAGACACAGCAUGACAGAGUAGAGGACUGGUACCAGCAGAAACACAACAUGACAGAGUAGAGGACUGGUACCAGCAGAAACACACCAUGACAGAGUAGAGGACUGGUACCAGCAGACACAGCAUGACAGAGUAGAGGACUGGUACCAGCAGAAACACACCAUGACAGAGUAGAGGACUGGUACCAGCAGAAACACACCAUGACAGAGUAGAGGACUGGUACCAGCAGAAACACAACAUGACAGAGUAGAGGACUGGUACCAGCAGAAACACACCAUGACAGAGUAGAGGACUGGUACCAGCAGAGACACAACAUGACAGAGUAGAGGACUGGUUCCAGCAUGCAUACAACAUGACAGAGAAGAGGACUGGUACCAGCAGAAACACACCAUGACAGAGUAGAGGACUGGUAGCAGCAGAAACACACCAUGACAGAGUAGAGGACUGGUACCAGCAGAAACACAACAUGACAGAGUAGAGGACUGGUACCAGCAGAAACACACCAUGACAGAGUAGAGGACUGGUACCAGCAGAAACACACCAUGACAGAGUGGAGGACUGGUACCAGCAGAAACACACCUUGACAGAGUAGAGGACUGGUACCAGCAGAAACACACCAUGACAGAGUAGAGGACUGGUACCAGCAGAAACACAACAUGACAGAGUAGAGGACUGGUACCAGCAGACACACAACAUGACAGAGUAUAGUUGGUACCAGCAGACACUCAAUAUCACUGAGUAGAGGACUGGUCUGGUCACAGAAUGACCGAGAUUUAAGCUAUAGAAAAUAAACCAAUUUGAUAGCAUGAGGGAAGAUAUUUUAAACUCUGUUACACUGGUUCCAGCAGACACACAACAUGACAGAGUAGAGGACUGGUACCAGCAGACACACAACAUGACAGAGUAGAGGACUGGUACCAGCAGAGACACACCAUGACAGAGAAGAGGACUGGUACCAGCAGAAACACACCAUGACAGAGAAGAGGACUGGUACCAGCAGACACACAACAUGAC